GAGAUUGAAAGUUGUUUUGUUACAUGGAGAAUCCAUGGAUUGUAAACAAAGAAUAUUUAGAAAACAAAAACUAUAGUUCUUUUAAUCUGAUAAUAAAGACCGAUUAUAAAUUAGAAGAUAUGGAUCAUAAAUCAUUAUGUAGGACAUGUCUUUCGCAGGAACCUUCUAUAUCAGUUUUUGACGAUUUAGGAGCUGAUAAAUAUUGCGGUUGUUCAACUUUUCGUGAUGCUAUCAUGAACUUUACUUCGUUGACUAUUAUGAAGGAUGAUGGCUUACCAGAAAAUAUUUGUACAAAUUGCGAGCUUCAAAUUGUUAGCAUAGUUAAGUUUAAAGAAAUUUGUGAGAAUGCCAACAAAGUAUUACGAGAUAUUUCAGAUUCGUCUGAUAUAAAACUAGAAGGAGGGCUUCAGAAAAUAGAGCAGUAUGAUUUAAACUACGAAACAGAUGUAAAAUCAUCAGAUUUAGGUAAUGAUAUAAGAAAUACUCUUAAAGACAGAACUAAUGACCAUAAGAAAACCAAAAAGAAGUUAAGAUAUGUUUGCAAUAUUUGUAGUAAACAUUUCAAGUUCCAAAAAACUUGGAUAAACACAAAUGUUUGAAAAAUGAAACAAAAAAAAUUGAAAAUAAUGAGGAGAAUUUAACAAGAAGACGGAGUUUAAGAAGCAGGAACUCUAAUGAGAUAGAACCUGAUACUAAAACAAUUACGGAUCUAGAUGAACUGGUUGAUAUAAAGAAUGAUAAUAAUGAUGAUUCAGAUGGGUCAUAUCAAUUUUUUAGGGGGAUAAUGGGUUUGGAAACGAUAAUGUUGAUAAUUCAAGUGAGAACAAUGACAAUGAGUUUGGAAACGAUAAUAUUGAUAACUCAAGUGAGGAUGAUGAUUCUGAUGAUGAUGAUUUUGUUCUGGAAUAUAGUUGUAAACGAUGCAGUAAAACGUUUAAAUAUAAAAAACAACUUAAACUCCACCAGCAAAUGCAUUUGAAAGACCGACCAUACCUUUGUACUAAAUGUGGAAAGGGUUUUGCAGAUAAAUAUGGUUUGAAAAGUCAUGCUCUUUCCCAUUCAGAGGAAAAGCCAUACAUAUGUAACUUCUGCGAAUCCAGUUUCAAAACACAAGGAGCUUUGAAUGUACACGUCAGGGUGCACACUGGGGAAAAGCCCUAUUCUUGCAAGGAGUGUGGGAAAGAAUUUAGACAAGCAGCUAAUUUGAUUCAACAUGAACGAACUCAUACGGGGGAGAAACCUUAUGAGUGUGAAGUGUGUAAAAAAAGAUUUAACCAUAGUGGUAAAUUAAAAAUUCAUUUUCGUACACAUAGUGGUGAAAAGCCUUAUGUCUGUCCACACUGUAAAAGGUGUUUUGCUGUUAGGGAUACACUUAAAAAACACAUUUGGACCCAUACAGGACAACGCCCUUACAAAUAUAAGAAAUCAAAGAGCGCAAAAGAAGUUUUGCCGAGAUUCCCUUGUGAGAUAUGCAAUAAAAUGUUCAAGUUUAAAGCAAACCUAAUAUCUCAUCAAAGAACCCAUACUAAAGAGAAGCCUUUUUUGUGCAGUACUUGUGGAAAGGCUUUUGGCGAAAAGCAUGGCUUAAAAGUUCAUUUAAACAUUCACACAGGUGAGAAACCAUUCUCAUGCACAGUGUGCGAUAGCAAAUUUUCAGCGCCUACAGCUUUAAGGAUACACAUGCGAAGACACACAGGAGUUAAACCUUAUCAGUGUGAUAUGUGUGAAAAGGCUUUCUUCCAGGCCAGUAAUUUGAUAAGUCACAAAAGGUCGCAUACAGGGGAAAAACCGUAUGUGUGCAGCCUUUGUGCUAAAAGAUUCUCUGCCAGUAAUAAGUUAAAAAUACACAUGAGGAUGCACAGCGGCGAAAAACCGUACCGUUGUACGCAGUGCGGCGAAAGUUUUGCCAGAAAAGACGUUUUAACCACUCACAUGAGACGCCAUACCGGGGAAAAACCGUACACUUGCAAGAUAUGCCACCAGUCGUACUCGCAAAGCGGUACCCUGUAUACUCACAUGAAGACGCAACAUAAACAGAAGACAGAACCGCCAUCUAUGGAGUUUUAAUAGUAUGUAUAUAGAGUGUAACCAUAAAAAAACUAUAGAACUUUGAUGUACUUUGUUUAAAUUCGAGUUUCAAGAAAAAUGAACAGUUGAAAAUAAGAAUUUCGUGGUAUUUUUUUAUUUGUCAAAUCACCUAUGAUCGAAAAAAAUGGUGUCACAGUAGCUUUUGAAUGACAAAUUCCGGAUUUUAACGUUUUUGUCGGAAAGUACAUUUAAAAAACUAAAAACUAUUUCAAAGGCUACGGUAACACCGUUUUUUCUGUUGUAUGGUACAGUUCCUUAAACAAUUGAUAACUGAAAAAUAUGGUGAAGUUCAAUUAAAAAUACGACUUCGUAUUAAAGUUUAUUUAUAUUUAUACUUAUUUUAACUGAUAAGAAAUAGUAUACAUUAAAAUAAUUAAGA
Messenger RNA from Sitophilus oryzae (rice weevil), 2467 nucleotides. RefSeq names its product zinc finger protein OZF-like. The transcript has 10 exons. Gene Ontology annotation, cellular component: nucleus. NCBI's taxonomy places the organism in Eukaryota, Metazoa, Arthropoda, Insecta, Coleoptera, Curculionidae. The record is from RefSeq and is a predicted model, not a curated record. The coding region runs from base 970 to 2067 and encodes 365 amino acids.